Pocillopora damicornis (cauliflower coral) is the source of this 711-nucleotide messenger RNA. Its product is annotated as polycomb group RING finger protein 3. The record is from RefSeq and is a predicted model, not a curated record. NCBI's taxonomy places the organism in Eukaryota, Metazoa, Cnidaria, Anthozoa, Scleractinia, Pocilloporidae.
UCGCAAGCGCUUUGGAUGCAAUCGAGGCUCAGCUCCAGAACGAGGUAUACCGAGUUACAUGUGUUCGCGGAAGGUGUGAGCUGAAAAUCCUCCUCAAUGCAGAAGCGCAUCAAGUUACCAGUGACUGCACUGAAUGAGCACAUCAUCUGCAAAUUAUGCAAUGGAUAUCUUAUUGAUGCAGCAACUAUCACAGAAUGUUUGCACACUUUUUGCAAGAGCUGCUUGGUAAGACAUAUUGAACUUGUGAAUCGAUGUCCAACAUGUAACAAUCAAAUUCAUGAAUCACAGCCACUCUACAACAUCAGGCUUGACAGAACCAUGCAAGACAUUGUUUACAAACUUCUUCCAAAAGUAGAGAAGGAGGAAAAACGCAGAGAGCGAAAGUUUUACAAAGACAGAGGAAUGCCUUAUCCAGACCCUAAAGUUCUAGGUAGCCAAACACCUACAAGUGCAGGCUCAAGGCCAUUAAAAGCAACAAAGAAAUAUAAGGGAGCAGCAUCUAAAACAAGUAAAACUACAAAAGUCAAAAGUUAUCACAGAACAGAUGAGCAAAUCUCCCUUCAACUUGAGACAUACCGGGAUGGAAGCAUGUGUAGCUCAACAGAAAUAGAGCCUCUACCAAAGAAAUUUAUCAGGUUGUCAACACACGUCACCAUUGGAUUGCUUCAGAAGUUCUUGGCUUGGAAACUACACUUGGACUCUGAAAACAUG